AUGGCCUCUGAGCCGGUGCACCCUCUGCGCAUCUCCAAGAACAGGCCAACAUCUUCGCCGAGGAAGAUGGUGGCAAACACGCCUCCUCGUCCCUUGAGUGAGAUCUCACCCGCGGAGAAGAGACGAAACUCUCCGAGCUGGCAGCUGUAUUCUCCCAAGAAGGCUACCCUGCCCGGCAACGACUCUUCGCCAUUCCAGUCCUCGCCGCUUGAAUCCUCCACUUCACCAAGACUCUUCUGGCAGAGCCGCAACUCCGAGAAUAUGCUUCAUGGUGCCGGCUCUGGUUCGCCAUCGCCAAACCGCCGUUCUUCGAUUGAGCGCCUCCAGAGAGCGUCCCGUGUGAGGAACAGCAACAUCUUGGCGCUCGAGCAGAAGCAAGAAUAUGACCCUACCCGAAUCCCGCACAUCGAGAGACCCCUGGCAAAGGUCCAAGGAAGCGUCCUCACGUCUUCGUCCAGCUCUGGUGGCUUUCGCUCCUCAGACUCGGAUCUCCAAGACUUGGACAACAGAUCCAGCGUGUCUACCAUGAGCCCGUCCAAGAUCUCGCCAAGGCUGCCUGACGCUACUCAUAAGAUAGCGAGAUCUUCCAGCAAGGACCAGGCCUCCCCAACCAAAUCCUCCCUUUCACCUACCAAAUUUAACAAGAACGCAUUUGAUCCCGAGGCCGGCACCUGGUCAGGCCACUCGUCUUUGAGCGAGAACGAUGUUUUUGAGGGUCGCUGCCUGAGCCGACAUCCCAAGAGCGUCACGUUUGACGCUGCCCCCCCCCAGAUCAACGAGUAUGAAACAGCCACGCCCGAUCUUUCAUCUAUCGGAACGAAUUCUCGAGAGGGCAGCUACGACUCUGUUGACGACUACGACGACGACGACGUUUAUGACCCUGCUCACCCCGACGUCCAAGACGAAAGCUUUGACGAGUCCCUUGAAGACACUGACAAGACUCCUGUUGUUGGCCCCGAAGAUUGGCGCGGUGAGAGUCCCGUCGCUCACCGCACCCUGGACUCCGCCAAAUUUGAAGGCAGCCCAAUGCCAGAGACUGGCCCAAUGAUGGCUGAUACCGGCCGAACAACUCCUACCAACAAACGCUCCGACUCUGCCACCUCAGCUGGAGACCAUCGGCCACUCCCCCCUCUGCCCGGCACAGGUCACUCUAGAAGCCAGUCAUCAGGCUCCAACGGGGCCUCACCUGGACUAUCUGCGACGGCAGAAAGAAUGCUCGGCGGCUCGCACCGAAGCCUGCCUUUCCCUCCACCCGCAUUCGCAUCCAAAUCCGAUAUCCAAAACUUUGGCAGUCAAAAGAUGACCCUGGAGGAGCGGUUGAAGCUCAUGAUGCUCUCCGAUGACACUGCCGACGCUAAGACCGCCGCCGAGCAACAACGGGAGCGCAGAAUGCGACGUGGAGCCGGCCGUGAAAGGGGCGGGACUCCACACUCCGAGGCCGAGUCCGAGACGGCGAUGGAGGCUCUCGAGGCUGAUGAUACCAUUGAAGACAUCUCUGGGAUAGACUUUCAACUGCCACCCAAAAUUUCCAGAGAAUCCAUUAUGCGCCGUGUGAAAGGUAACAAUGCCGUUGAUGACCGCUCAGGAAACCACUUGACGUCUGCCUCAGCCAGCCCCCAGAGGAGUCUGCUGCCGACCGUCGAAGGAUCCGUCAUGGAUCUAGAUCCGGACGUUCCUAUCCCAUCAACGGAGGAUUCCGUGGUGGAUUCCGAGCAUGAGCAAGAAGCCAGCGUCAUCAUCACAAGAAAUUCUCGAGAUGGCGAGGACGAGCAUGUCAUGGACUAUUAUGAUGAAGGAAGUCUGGCCGACGGCGAGGCUGUAGCAGGAGAGGCACAGAUUGAAGAAGAAUGUGUCGUGCAGCCCCAGAUCAUAGAGCAGAUGAAGGAGGCUGCAGUCGCUGAGAAGCAUGACCAUCCAUCCAAUCAGCGUUUGAAACUAGAGCCUUUUACAACUGGACUGGGCUUUGAUGGGAUGGAUGACCCGUUCACGUCUCCCGGGGCGGCUGAAGAGCCGGUCAAGCACGAAGCUGUACAUGAGCAUGAGACGAGGAGCACUGGGCCGGAGAUGGUUGAGCCUCCUAAAACCCCUUCGACACCUAUUGGACGCAUGUCGAAACCAGAGUACGAUGGCAGUGGCUGGGGUGAGCCUGAUGAUGACUAUGCAGACGAGCCAGGUAGUCCUGGGUCAGUUAUUCAUCACCCUGUUGAGGAAGAAAAGAGGCAGAGGGAGUCCCCUCCGGCCAUUCCCGAAAGAAUUGCCACUAUCAAAGCCCCCGGAGCCAAGCUCAAGACUCGAGUCUCCAAUACUCCCUCUGACCUUGCUGCCAUGCGCGAAGCUCGCAGGCAUGUGAGUCGCGAGGUGCCCGAUGUGCCACCUAUUCCCGAGAAGCAUCGCCAGCGCACGUCACGAGACAUGGAUGUUGAGGAAGCGCUGCCUCGAGAUGAGUUCAUCGAGCGCCACCCAAGUUUCAAAAACCGCAGCCUUACUCUGGAUCUUGGCAUGGGCCUGAGCUUGGAUCAAGAUUUUGAACGAGUCAUUGAGGCACAGAAGCGAGGCUAUCUCAUGCGACAGAAUACAAAGGUCAUUACGGCUAGCGACAAGGACGGCGACGACCACGCCAGGGCGAGGUCUGCCCAUACGUCUCCAGUAAAGCAGGGCCGACCAGAAACCUGGGUCGUGGAGCCUUGGAAGGGAGAUGCUCGCCCCCGGAGCACACGCAAACGCAUCACCGGCACCAGCGAUGCCGUUCCACCACUGCCUGGCAGGGAUAGCAAUGCCACGACUAUCAACCAUGGGCUCGACGAAGACGCUCAGUCAGAGGCCGCCACCAUUGACAGUGGUGAGAGAGGCCGACUUUUCGUCAAGGUCAUGGGAGUCAAGGACCUAGAUCUUCCCUUGCCCAAGAAUGAGAGGACUUGGUUCAGUCUUACUUUGGACAAUGGUGUUCACUGUGUCACCACAGCCUGGCUUGAACUGGCAAGAAAUGCCCCCAUUGGACAAGAGUUUGAGUUGGUGGUGCCAAACGACUUGGAAUUCCAGUUGACGCUGAAUGUCAAGCUAGAGAAGCCUCCGUACCUGAAUGCACAGGCAGUAAGCAAGCCUGUCAAGACCAAGACGUCGACGUUCAGCCGUGUGUUUGCAUCUCCGAAGAAGCGCAGAGAGAUGGAACUCCGACAAAAGGAAGAAGAACGCCAGCAAAGAGAGGCCCUCGCCCGCCAGCGCAACUGCGCUCCAUCGGGAUAUGAGCUCUUGUCUCCUCUAACCGCUGAGGAUGGUAGCUUUGCUCGAUCAUAUGUCUGCUUGAAGGAACACGAGCACCGAUGUUUUGGUCGGCCAUGCACGGUUGAGAUUGCCUGUUUCAACGAAUGGGCCACUGAGGAAGAGAGCUUCGCAUCCAGUGUCAAGAGUAAGCGUGGAAACGCAGCAGCAGCAGUGGUUCGACGCGCCCCGUACAAGAUUGGAAAGCUUGAGCUUCAGUUACUCUUCGUGCCUCGCCCCAAGAAUUCAACGGAUGAUGACAUGCCCAAGAGCAUGAACUCGUGUGUCCGGGAGCUCAAGGCUGCUGAAGAACGCCUCUCUCGCAACUGGGAAGGUCAUCUGAGUCAGCAAGGAGGCGAUUGUCCCUAUUGGCGUCGAAGAUAUUUCAAGCUGGCUGGUUCCAAGUUGACUGCUUAUCAUGAGGCAACUCGGCAACCGCGUGCCAGCAUCAAUCUCUCGAACGCCAAGAGACUGAUUGACGACCGGAGGGCACUGACAGAGAGAGAAACGACUGGAAAGGGUGGCAGGCGACGACGCUCUGGAUUUGCGGAAGACGAAGAAGGCUACAUGUUCGUUGAGGAAGGCUUCCGUAUCCGGUUCAACAAUGGCGAGGUGAUUGACUUUUACGCCGACACUGCCGAGGAUAAGGAAGGGUGGAUGCGGGUCUUGACCGAAAUCCUUGGACGAGAUAGUUCCAUGGACGAGAUCAAUGGUGUUCGAUCACGAGCGAAGUGGUGUGAGCUUGUUUUGAAGCGGGAGGAGCAGCUUCGCCGCAAGGCAGAGGGUCGUCGCGUACACUCGCGAUCAAGAAGCGCGGCCUCGUAG
This is a messenger RNA of Metarhizium album ARSEF 1941, 4083 nucleotides long. RefSeq lists its product as uncharacterized. The record is from RefSeq and is a predicted model, not a curated record. Gene Ontology annotation, molecular function: GTP binding. The transcript is spliced from 4 exons. Bases 1 to 4083 code for a protein of 1360 amino acids. NCBI's taxonomy places the organism in Eukaryota, Fungi, Ascomycota, Sordariomycetes, Hypocreales, Clavicipitaceae.